Dendrobium catenatum is the source of this 3718-nucleotide messenger RNA. RefSeq names its product kinesin-like protein KIN-14F. Lineage: Eukaryota; Viridiplantae; Streptophyta; Magnoliopsida; Asparagales; Orchidaceae. Gene Ontology annotation, biological process: microtubule-based movement. Bases 281 to 3496 code for a protein of 1071 amino acids. The record is from RefSeq and is a predicted model, not a curated record. The transcript has 19 exons. Gene Ontology annotation, molecular function: ATP binding; microtubule binding; microtubule motor activity.
CUCGGAUGUCUCAUAGGUUUUUCUUUUCUCGGAAAGUGAAAAGAAAAUGAGAAGCGGAGCCCAUACUUUUUUUUAUUGAUCAUCAUAACAAACAGAGUCCCUGAAAGCUCUUACUUUCUUCCCUCCUUUCCUACUCAUCUCUUUCUCUUUCUGUGAUUUGUUUGGAGGAAAGGUCGCCGGCCGUCCGAUAAAGCAGAAUUGAAUUGAUUUGGGGAUUUGAGUUUAAUGAAAUUUAUGUAAUGGAAGGGCUGUGUUAGAGAUUGGAAUAAAGAAGGAAGGGAUGGAUUCGGAGGGGAUUUUGUCGAUCUCUAUGCAAUCCGUGGUGGAGGACGUGAUAAAGCAGCAUGCGAUGAGGCUGAGUGACGUCGACCUGGCGACCAGGAAAGCAGAGGAAGCAGCGACAAGAAGGUAUGAGGCAGCCGCAUGGCUGAGAAGGACCGUAGGCGUAGUUGGAGCGAAGGAUUUGCCAGAGGAGCCUUCCGAGGAAGAAUUCAGGAUUGGGCUUAGAAAUGGAAUAAUCCUUUGCAAUGUCAUCAACAAAGUACAACCUGGGGCAAUACCAAAGGUUGUAGAAGUUCCCAUCGAUUCAUUUUUCAUCCCAGAUGGAGCGCCAUUAUCAGCAUACCAGUACUUCGAGAAUGUGAGAAACUUUCUUGUAGCACUUCAAGACAUGGGCCUUCCCACCUUUGAGGCAUCAGAUCUUGAAAGGGGAGGGAAAAGCUCUAGGGUUGUGGACUCUGUUCUGGCUCUUAAAUCAUAUAUUGAAGGCAAACAAUCAGGCAAAAAUGGCUCUUCAAAAUUUGGUGGGAUAACAAGACCUGGAAGCUUAUCGAAACAUUUUAUGCGAAAAAGCUCUGAUCCUUUCAUGAAUUUCAUUUCUCCAACUAAAUCAUUGCCUGAGAAAUCAUCUGAUGAACUGUCCUUGGAAGAUAAUUUCAAUGGUGACUUUUCAGUACAAUCAACGGAAAUGAAAAGUUCUCGUUCUCUCAAUAUGCUGAUUCAUACAGCUUUGUCGAAUAAGAAGCCUGAAGAAGUUCCAUCUCUUGUAGAGACAAUAUUAAAUAAAGUCAUGCAAGAAUUUGAUCAGCGCAUUGCCAACCAAAAGGAAAGGAUGGUAGUACGAGGAAAAGUUUCUAAAAGAAAGGAGGAAGUAGUAAACAUGAAAGAGAAUGCUGAAAAUGAAUUAAAAGAGAGCCAUGUGAAGCGACAAGAGAAGGAAGGUGAGGGGAGAGAAUUAAAAGAGAGGCCCAUGCUUAUAGAGCAGCAGUUGAAACUAGAAGCGAAGUCCUUUCAAGACGGGCAUUUCCUGCAGCAACAUAAAGAAAAAUCGAUGGAAGAAAAUGAUCAGAUAGAGAUGGAAGAGAAGGCAAAGAUAGAGAGGCUUAAUAAGCAGCAAGCAAAGGAAAUGAAACAAAAGGCCUUAAAGGAGAGGCUUAUCAAGCUGCAGCUAAUUUUUGAUCGUCAGCAAAAGGAGAUUCAGGAAUUGAAAUGUGCCGUUCAUUUUACUAAGACUAGUAUGGAGCAUUUGAAGGCACAUCAUUCUAAGGAUUUUGAUAAUCUUGGAAAUCAACUACGUGCCCUAGUAAGUGCCGCAUCAGGAUAUCAUAAGGUUCUCGCAGAAAACAGAAAACUAUACAAUCAAAUUCAAGAUCUGAAAGGAAACAUUAGGGUUUAUUGCAGAGUGAGACCUUUCCUACAUAGUCAAAUGAGUAACAUGAGCACUCUUGGUCGUAUUGAUGAUCAAAAUAUUACCAUUUUUUCACCAUUAAAAACCGGAAAAGAUGCACGCCGAAAUUUCACUUUCAACAAGGUCUUUGGCCCAUCAGCAACCCAAGAGGAGGUUUUUUCAGAUACUCAACCCUUGAUUCGAUCUGUUCUUGAUGGUUACAACGUUUGUAUUUUUGCUUAUGGUCAAACAGGUUCAGGAAAAACACAUACAAUGAGUGGGCCUAAAGAACUCAAUGAGAAAACUCUGGGUGUAAAUUACAGGGCAUUGAAUGAUCUCUUCUGCCUUUCAGAGCAGCGAAAAGAAACAUUUACAUAUGAAAUCUCAGUUCAGAUGGUUGAGAUUUACAAUGAGCAAGUUAGAGAUCUGCUUAAUGACGGUCUUAACAAAAGAUUAGAGAUUCGCAAUUGUUCAAAUAAAGGACUCAGUGUCCCUGAUGCAAACUUGGUUCCUGUUAGAUCAAUAGAAGAGGUGAUUGAAAUAAUGAAUUUAGGCCAAAGAAACCGUGCAGUUGCUUGUACAUCUAUGAAUGAUCACAGCAGUCGCUCUCAUAGUUGCUUGACCAUUCACGUGCAAGGAAAAGAAUUGACAUCUGGUUAUGCGCUUCGAGGAUGCAUGCACCUUGUUGACUUGGCGGGCAGUGAAAGGGUUGAUAAAUCUGAGGUUAAAGGAGAGAGAUUGAAGGAGGCUCAAUAUAUUAACAAGUCACUCUCAGCUUUAGGAGAUGUGAUAGCUUCCCUUGCGCGGAAAAAUGCUCAUGUCCCAUACCGAAAUAGUAAACUCACACAAUUGCUUCAAGAUUCACUUGGAGGACAAGCAAAAACUCUAAUGUUUGUUCACAUAAGUCCAGAAGUUGAUGCUCUCGGGGAGACAUUGAGCACACUCAAAUUUGCCGAGCGAGUGGCCACUGUUGAGCUUGGGGCUGCUAAAAUAAAUAAAGACAACGGUGAAGCUAAAGAUCUUAAGGAGCAGGUAGCUUUUCUUAAAAUGGAAUCGGUAAGAAAAGGCGCAGGAGAACCUAUAAGGCCUACAAUGUUCAGUCCCGACUUAUUAAGAUUGAAGACGGAUGCUGUUUGUUCUACAUCAUUAAAUGAUGAAGAAGAUGAGUUGGACUAUCCAACCAGCAACAGGCAGUCAAUGGAGGAAGCCGACCACAUUGAGGCUAUAAGCAAUGCAACAAGGCAAAAUAAGCUAAAUUACCAUGAUGAAGAAUUGCAAGUCUCCAUGGACUUACCUUGGCAUGAGAGUUGCCCACGGCUAGAUGAAAAUAACCUGGAGAAAAGGUCAGGAGAGUGGGUUAACAAAGUGGUUGUGAACAACAGGAACAGAGCUACUUCUGGAGAAGAAGAUGGGAUACAAGAACAAGUUUUCUUCCAGAGAUACUUAAAUGAAAUGAGAGUUUUCCCUGACCAGCAGGUGAACAGCAGUGCUGGUGGUAAGAAAGUAGAAAAACAUGAUUUGCAGCAGAACCGGUUGGAUUCCGAUUCAGAUGAUUUUGAAAAUUCUGCAAGCGAUUCAUCAGAGGUAGAGCUGCUGAGUCAUUUGAGUGUUUCAAAGAUUCCUAGCAUAGCCGAUGUGGGCAUGUCAAAACUUAGGAGACCACAAGCUAAGGGCAUUAAGAGCGUGGAUGGAAGGAACUUGAGCCAUGGAAAUAUCCCUUCUCCAUCAAGAAAAAUGUUGAAUGGGCCAAGCCAGAUACCCAACCGGACUGCAAGACAGCCGGGUUCAGGUGAUGGGAAACGGUCUGGUAUCAAGAGCAGUGGAAAGUAAGAGGUUUGGGUAGGGAUCUUGAUUUUGUUGUUUCAGAUUUGGGUAAGGAUUCACUGAAGUGAGGCUAAUUUGAUUUUAAAGUUUCAUAUUUAUACUUCUAUACAUUUUUCUUUAUUUUUGAUAGUCAAGAGUACUGAAAGAUAGUCUGAUGUAUUGAUUGCACUUCUGGCUAGUGUAAAUAAAUUUUGGUAAAUAAUAAUUAUAGUGAAAUAUUUUAAUGUG